AUGGACUCAUCAUCUCUGGUGUUGGGUCUCGACCCAACUCAGUCACAGCCGUUCUUCCCACCCAAACCCUACUUGUCAUCACUACUCAGCGCCGUCGAGUUGGCUUGUAACUACUCUUUAGACAACCCCUUCGAGUUGUUUUGUGACCCUGGAUUUGUUGAGCCGCCUAUCCAUGAAAACCAAGCUUCCAAUUCCCCUGUUUUUAUAAACAGAGCACAAGGUGGGCUGGUGGAGUUCAACGGAUUAAACCCACUACCAGAAACAGUUGAGUUUGAUUUAGGAUCCGAUUCUAUGACCCAUUUGCUUCAAAAUAGUGGUGGCGCAGCCAUCGACGGUGGUUUUAGUGCAUUGGGCUCACAGUCUUUUGAUGGUUAUCGGGAUCCUUCGUUUCUAAAUAGAGAUAAUGGAUUGAGACCUCUAGAAACUUUGCCUGCUUCUGGUUCGCAAAUUCCUCCUGUGGUUGACCGCGAUAAGGGCAAAAGGCCGGUGGAGGAAGAGCAAGGGAUGUUGUGGAAGGAGCACAACACUGGAGAGGGUGAGAUGGACGAAAUUGAUAGCUCGAGUUUGAUUUCUGAUUCUGAUAUCCAAACAGAGGAUUACAAGGUAGAGGGAGAUGCAAAUAAUGGCGGGGAUAAUUCGAAGGACAAUACUUCAGUAAUCACCGGAAAUAAGAAAGACAAGAAGAAGGGACUACCGGCAAAAAAUCUUAUGGCAGAGAGGCGGCGGAGAAAGAAGGUUAAUGAUAGGCUUUACAUGCUGAGGUCUGUUGUCCCAAGGAUUAGCAAGAUGGAUAGAGCCUCCAUCCUUGCCGAUGCCAUUGAAUAUUUGAAUGAGUUACUACAGAGAAUCAAGGACCUCAACGACGAAAGGCAGUCAACACCACCCGGUUCUUCACUGCAGUCUUCUGCAAGCUUUCUUCCAUCGACACCCACUGCACCUACUCCGCCGUACUACAUCAAGGAAGAGCACAACGGAAACUCGUUGCCAAGUCCCAAUUAUCAGCAACCUAGGAUUCAUGUCGAGGUAAGAGAAGGGAAUGAGUUCAAUAUCCACAUGUUUUGUACUCGUAGACCUGGUCUCUUGCUCUCCACUAUGAUGGCCUUGGAUAACCUUGGGCUAGAUGUUCAACAAGCGGUUAUCAGUUGUUUCAAUGGGUUUGUCAUGGAUGUUUUCAAAGCCGAGAAAUGCAAGGGAGAUCUGGACGUACAAAGUGGCCAAAUAAAAGCAGCACUCUUGGAUACAGCCGCCUUCCAUGGUUUGAUAUAGCUUUGUUGAUACGAGAGACUAGGAAAUAGAGGAUCGCGGUGAUUUAUUCUCAAGUCUUCUGUAAAACCAUUCUCUCUUACACCACGGCCUUAACAAAUGAUAAUUGUGAAAAGUCAUUAUCUCUCACUAUUAAAUGGCACCCCACCUUACCUU
Messenger RNA from Ilex paraguariensis (yerba mate), 1419 nucleotides. Lineage: Eukaryota; Viridiplantae; Streptophyta; Magnoliopsida; Aquifoliales; Aquifoliaceae. The record is from the annotation of a GenBank genome assembly.